AUUCAAAUAUAACAAUAAUAAUGAAUAAAUAAUGUGAUUAUAAAUUUUAUAAUCAUAAUUGAAUUCAUCAUUAUUCAGUUCUCCGCUAUUAAUAAAAGAUGACUUGGACAACGAGUUUUAUCAUAUUAAUACAAUAAUUUUAAUUUUUUUUCUCCAAGAGGUUAUUUAUCAAAACUCAUUGAAGUUUUUUUCACAUAAAAUAAUGGGCAAACUUAUUAAAGAUGCACAUUCAGUCUGGAAUACGUUAAAUGGAAUAUUUCUUGUUUUCAAACCUGCGGGAAUUCAUUAUUUAGGAACUCUAAACACGUUAAAUUUGAAUUUACAAAGAGAUUUCAAUAAGCUAGAAGUGCGCCCACCUAUGAAGUAUGUAAGUAUCGAAGGGCCAACAAAUAAGGAAAUGAGGGUUGUAGUGCGAGAUAGUUACGCGGAUAAUCCUCUUGUAGUUGGACCACGGUUUAGAGAGAAAAACUUCAGAAUGGUUACGGUGAAUAAUUUGGAUAUAGACACCUCUGGGGUAUUAGUUGUCGCAAUCAAUUAUGGCACAAGACUUAGGUAUGUAUUUAAAGAAUUUCGACCAACGGUGUUAUAUAAAGUAAAAGGAAUACUAGGACAAAUGAGAAGAAACAAUUUCAUGGAUGGAGCAAUUGUUGAAAAAUCUACUUGGAAACAUAUAAGAAGAGAGCAUAUCGAUCGUGUAUGUGCAUCGAUGCAGGCUUCCCAUCAGAAAAUGAUGUUCCAACUUAGCGGACUAGAUAUACAGAGUCAAGAGGCAUACGAGCUAGCUGUUAAAGGACCUAUAAGGCCAAAUGAUCCUAAUAUUCCCUUAUUAUACUCAAUCAAGUGCAUUAAUUUUACACCACCUGAAUUUACAUUAGAAAUUGUGUGUAUAAAUACAUCAUCGGAAUAUUUAAAAAGUGUAACUGCAGAAAUAGGUAUUAAACUUCAUAGUACGGCUCAUUGCAAUUACUUACACUGCUCUCAAUAUGGUCUAUUUCAUGUAAAAGAUUCAUUAUUGUCAAAACAUUGGAAUCUGAGUAAUAUUUUAAAUAAUAUGAACAUGUGCCAAAAUCUUAUUUCAAAGCAUUCGUCGAUAUUAUCUGAAAAACAGCCUAAUCUUGCAAUGCAAAUAGCUACGUGAAAAUUUAAUAAAUAAGAUAAUGUAAAUACAAAUUAUAAAAUAAUACGA
Molecule: messenger RNA, 1186 nt
Organism: Ceratosolen solmsi marchali
Lineage: Eukaryota; Metazoa; Arthropoda; Insecta; Hymenoptera; Agaonidae
Product: probable tRNA pseudouridine synthase 2
Exons: 4
Coding region: 203-1138 (311 amino acids)
Biological process (GO): RNA processing; pseudouridine synthesis
Molecular function (GO): pseudouridine synthase activity; RNA binding
Source: RefSeq, a predicted model, not a curated record